Molecule: messenger RNA, 2760 nt
Organism: Oikopleura dioica
Lineage: Eukaryota; Metazoa; Chordata; Appendicularia; Copelata; Oikopleuridae
Source: the annotation of a GenBank genome assembly
AUGUCUUCCCAACGCGUUGAUACCAAGCAAUUCAACACAUUCGGUCAUGCUUUGCCUCUCCUGCUCGACGAGAACACUGGCAAAGAACUCGUCAAAUCCAGUCGAAAGCGCGAAGAUGAUAUUUUCAAAAUCGACGGGAAGCAGAGAUUCCACGGCGCCUUCACUGGUGGCUUUUCUGCUGGCCAUUGGAACACCGUCGGAAGCGCAGAAGGCUGGGCGCCGCAAGAAUUCAAAUCGUCGAGGAAAGAAAAGGGAGCGCAGAAACGACAGCGUCCGCAGGACUUCAUGGACGACGAUGACUUCGGCGAGUUUGGAAUCGCCCAUCGAAAGAUUCAAGCUCGAGCAGACUUUGGGAAAGCAGAUGUGUUCGUCGAUAGUGGCGUAAAAGACUCGGACGCGUUGAAGUUCACUCUUGGCUUGGGUCUCGCAGCAGCAACGAGAAUCGUUCAAGGCUCAGAAGCAAACUGGGGCAAUAAGCUGCUCAGAAAACUCGGCUGGAAAGAUGGCCAAGGAAUCGGCGCGCGGAAAAGGGCAAAGCAAUCGGAAAUUCAUGGAAAUCUUGGAAAGAGAAUCGGGCCCACGAUGCCUUCUCGAGAAGCGCUCGUCGCCAACCAGCCUAUUUCUUUUGCACCGAAGGAUUGCUGCCCGAUUACAUUUCAAGCUAAAGCGAAUAAUAAAGGUCUUGGUUUCAAGGGCGUCACGGCUUUUGGAUCCGAAAUGGCGACGAACUCAAAGGCGCUUUCGGUGACUGUUGAAGGUCGAAAAAUGAAUAUUGCUGGACAAGCGUUUGGCGUUGGCGCACUUGAAGAAGAAGAUGCUGACAUUUACGCGCAAGACUCGAUGAUGAACUACAACUUUGACAUCAAAACGGAAAGGGAAAUCCAGCAGGAUAAACGACGAGCGAAAAUAGAAGAGGACAACAAAUUCCGCGCUCGUUAUGCCCUCAAAGCACCCAAGAUCGAGGGCGGCUACAACGAUGUUCUCGAAGGCUUCGUUCGAGGAAGACCGGUCAAGAAGAACAAGAAGUUCAAAAUGCCUGAUAUUCCAAGAGGCUACACGGGAACCCACGAAUUCGACCACGAUUGCAAAUCGGCGAUGAUAAUUCAAGCCUGUCAGGAUAUUGCUCGUUCCGUGGACGAAAUGGCUUCGAAAUACAAGGUCGCCAUUCCUUCGUACGUCAAAGGAGGGAAAAGCACACAGCUGUCGGUGGAACAGCGCGCGCACAUGCUACACGAACCCGCGCCGAAUAUUAAAAAAGAAGAGCCAAAGGCCGAGAUAAAUUUCCAGUGCAAAUGGAAAGAUCACGAAAAGCAAGAACGCUACGAUAGAUAUUGUAUCAACGUAAAAGAUGGAAAACUCAAUCCUUACGACGGCCUUGCGCGAGAUGAUUAUACAAAAUGGGAAAUUGACAAAGAAAAGGCGGAAUUCGAGCGAGCAGCUACUCAAAAAUCUGCAAUUACGGAAAUCAUGAAGAAUCGAUUCAAAAGGGCACAGUAUCAAGACAAGGACGAGAACGUCUCGCUUGCUAAAUCGAAGAGGGAGAAGAUGUAUCAGGAAAAAAUUGAUGCCGUGAAGAUGAAUUUCUUCGGCGCGAUGACGCAUGAGUGCUACGACUGGUAUCCAUCGAAGAUUGUUUGUCGAAGAUUCAACGUUCCUGAACCCUAUCCCGGCUCGACCCAGCUUGGCUGUCCUUGGCUUGAAGCAGAGAACAAAAAAAGUCAAGCUGCCGAAGAAACAGUUCAAGAUAUCUUCGGCGCGAGCGACUAUCAAAUGGGUCUUUUCAAAUCAGAAGAAGGGAAAACUGCAAGCUCUUCUGAUGCUCCUAAAGAUCAAACUACAACUCAAACUUCAAGUUCUGAGCCUCCAGUACAAAUGAGCGGAGGACUCGCUUCCGCUGCUGAUUUAUUGAAAAUGGAGGAGCAGCAAUUCUCUGCUGCUCCAGCUCAAGCGCCUGUGAGAAAAAGUCUGAUGGAGUUGAAACGCGAGCUCGUUCAAAAACAAGUGCAACGGGAGGUCAAGAAAAAGUUCGAAAUCAACCCUAGGCCUGUCCCUGGCUCUGCAGAGAGUAAGCUUCCAGCAACAGUUAAAACGAUCGUCAGAGAAGUCGAUUUGAACCAACAAACAAAGCCAAUGUCAAAACAGCCCUCGCGAUUUUCCAAAUUCGCUGAGCCGGAAAAAGCGGAUUCGGCAACCAUCAGCGCGAAAAAAUUACGUAUCAAGCAGAGACAAGAGAAGGUGUCGGAAAAGCUUACGACGGUUGCCGCCCCAGCUAGUUCCACAGAUGCAGAAUCAGCAUCUGCGCCUCCUGAGCCUGAAAAGCCAUCUGGGCCGGCGCCACUUCAGUGGUCGCGCCCGGGAUCAACGUCUCUUCUAAAAAAUCUUCCCAAAGCAGAAGUCAAGGAGGAAAAGAAAGAUUCUGAUGAUGAUCUUGACGCAAUGCCUAAAUUUGUCUUUACGUCCAAAAAGGAUCGCCAAACAACCAAAAACAACGAGAAAAACAAGAAUUCUGUCGCGACCAACUUGAAAAUGGAAGUUGACGAUGAUGGUUCUCAUGGACCAGCUUUGCCUAGCGGAUUUAAAAUAGAAAAUUCCACCGAGUUCCCCAAUUUGGAAGAUGAAGUGAUUUCGUCUGAUUCUGAUGAAAAUUGCUGGCAAGUUUCGACUGAUAAAAAAUCAAAGAAGAAAAAGUCCAAAAAGGAGAAGAAGAAAAAGGAGAAAAAGGAAAAGAAGGAGAAAAAAUCGAAAAAGUCAAAGCGCUAG